Salvelinus namaycush (lake trout) is the source of this 1413-nucleotide messenger RNA. Its product is annotated as transmembrane protein 268-like. The record is from RefSeq and is a predicted model, not a curated record. The coding region runs from base 205 to 1266 and encodes 353 amino acids. Lineage: Eukaryota; Metazoa; Chordata; Actinopteri; Salmoniformes; Salmonidae. The transcript is spliced from 10 exons.
AGUCCCAGCCCAUAGCAGCAGACCACCAGACCAGAGUCAUGAUAACCUGGAGAACAUCUGCUAAACUCACUGGCAGAUCAACUCACACACCAGCUGGGACAACAACACCAAGCUAAGAGUUUGUAGCUGUUGAAAGCAGAGCGAUAACUUGGCUGUGUAUCGUGCGUUGAAGACGGACCCUGUUGAGGUGUGGGUCUCGUCAUCAUGGAUGAGAUGGAGGACAAGACUUCUGUGCGUUCAGACGAGAGUGAUGUUGAAGCGGACCUAAGACAAUCAUCCAAGAUCCAGCCAGAAAACAGAGGAACAUCUAGAUGGAAGAAUGGUCAGUGUGUGCUGGCAGUACCAACCUCCUCCAUGCUGAGCCCCAGGUUUGAUCUGUCGCUCUGCAGGGCUCUGCUGGAGAGGGACGGCUUCCAGAUUCCUGUAGCAGACUUUGAGACACCUCUAGACAUAGCACUGGAUGUGCCAUCGGUCAGGAGAUACCUGUUCCUUAACUCUUCUCUCUUCCACUUCAUCAUGGCACCGAUUCUAUUUGUGGUGAUAUGGUGUGCUGUGUUCUCCACUCUUCAUAUGUAUCUCUCGGUCGCUGACUGGGUCCUCUGCCUGUCUGUCAGUCUGGUCUCCAUCUUCCUCACCACAUUCAUCAUCGUCAUCCUCCACUAUAGUAACAAGGAGAUAAACAUCAACAUUGACGUGCGACUCAUCCAGGUGAAUGAGAGGCUGAGCCAACAUAUGCUGCUGGUGGGCGUGGCUGACUGGGUGCAGAGCUGCACUGGGACUCUACAGCUGUUCAUUGUGUACUGGGAUACGGCCCGCUGCUUGAGGACACUGACUGAAACUCUAGAGGAGAUGAGCUUUGUCGGAGACGAGGCCCAGAAGAGACUCAAGAAGAGAAUGUCCCACCUUGUCCUGGUGUCAGAGGUCAUGACCCUUGACCCUGUGGCGGUGGGGUCAAGUGUUAAUGAAGGUUCUGAUGAGGAAAGGCCCCUCUUGAUGAACGAUGAGACUGGAGGCAGUACCUCAACCAGCCAGAGGGAGGACACCAAACUCACUACUAACUACAUUUUGGUACCAGACCAAAUACUACCAGCUCAGGCCAAAGCACUCCAACUUCUACUGACCUACGGUGCGGUGUAUGUCAAGCUGUUGGUAUCUGAAAAGCUGCCAAACUCCACACACCGCCCCCUACACCACAGGAGGAAUCACUGCACCACUGCCUCCCUUUGUCUCUGUCAGUAUAUCAAAACCAAGGUCCUGGGAUUAUAAGACUGGGACACAGAAAAGCUGAUGCGUUCCACUUUAAAUAAUAUGUUACUGUAGGACAAUAGAAUAUUUGCACUGACAAUGUACAAGUCACGAUUUAGUACCCACUUGUGUACAUUUUGCAUUAAAAUUAUACAAACAAUAAAUAUA